Molecule: messenger RNA, 1030 nt
Organism: Lemur catta (Ring-tailed lemur)
Lineage: Eukaryota; Metazoa; Chordata; Mammalia; Primates; Lemuridae
Gene: BIK
Product: BCL2 interacting killer
Exons: 5
Coding region: 80-526 (148 amino acids)
Biological process (GO): apoptotic process; apoptotic mitochondrial changes; male gonad development
Source: RefSeq, a predicted model, not a curated record
GCUUCGCGCGGGCCGCCCGGCCGCAGACAAUACGCCUCCUGCCCGGCGCGCCGCAGCUUCUGCCACCGCGAGAGGAGCAAUGUCUGAGGUGAGACCCAUCUCCACGGACCUCUUCAUGGAGACCUUCCCGUUCAGGCAUCUCCUGGACCCUCUGAUCCUGGAGGUUGUCAGUGUCAUGGAUGCCGAGGAUCCCGACCCCUUGGGGUGCCUCGAGGGCAGUGACCAGGUGGCCCUGCGGCUAGCCUACAUUGGCGAUGCGAUGAACCUGCGUGUCAGCAGCCCCCGCCUGGCCCGACUGCCCAGGAUGACCAUGCGCAGACUGGGGCUGUCCUGUGACCAGCCGGUCCGCUGGGGCGUGCUUGGGAGCCUUAGCGACGGUUUCACCAACCUCAGGGAGAACGUGGCCAGGCUCUGGAGGUCGCUCAGCCCCAGGCCCUCGGUGUGCCCCGUCCCGGCGUGGGAGCAGGUGCUGGUGCUGCUGCUGGUGCUGCUGCUGGGCAGGGGCCUGCACCUGCUGCUCAAGUGAGGCCCGCGGCCGGGGUGGGGCCGGUCCCCACCCCACCACCGCCCUGGAGGUAGUGGUGGAGCAGUUUCUUGUCUUUCUAACUGGAGUUUUUUGAUGAUCUUUUUUAUAUUUAAACUCAGAGAUAGUGCUGGGACACUGCUGAGGUUUUAUACUCAGUGUUUGUUUUUUCAGAUUUUGUUAUGGGGCAAAUGAAUUUGCUAUACCUCUGGGGUCCCAAGGCUUGGCUAGGCCUGCCGUCCUGACCCUGGCUCAGCCCGGGAGGCGGCCUGUCCCCACGAAGGAGUCUUCCUGUCCUGCCAGUUGAUCAUGUGGCGGGCAGCGGGGGGAGUGCUGGUCACACCCCCGCAUCUGUGAUGCCCGCACCAGAGAAUCCACUGGAUCAAUUUCUGAGGGCUGGGGGAGCUCAAUAUUUGUUUUUUUUUUUUCUUGUUUUUUUUUUUUUUCAUGUUUUCUUUUGCCAUUAGAAGUGCAGUAUGGGGGAGUUCAAUAAACUGUUGCUUUGCA